Pelobates cultripes (western spadefoot toad) is the source of this 270-nucleotide messenger RNA. Lineage: Eukaryota; Metazoa; Chordata; Amphibia; Anura; Pelobatidae. The record is from the annotation of a GenBank genome assembly.
AUGCACUCCUCGCUGGUCACUAUGGCUGUUCUGAAGGCCCUCCGGGCUGACUUGCAGCAUACACUCCAGGCGAAUGUGGCAGCACUCCGAUCAGUCCUCUCUAACCUCACAGGUCGGCUACAGGCGGUGGAAAAAAAACAUGAGCGACUACGCACCACGACUCACGACCCUGAAGACAACAUCCCUAGAGGUACAGCGAAUCAUUGGGACCCUGUAAUGGCGAAUAGCCGCCCUCAAGAACACACGCCGCAAGAACAACCUCAAGAUUAG